AUGGGAGUCAUCAAGAAGAAGACGGGUACCCGGGGCACAGAAGGCGGCACUAAGUAUGUCUGUGAUGUCUGCUCAUCCGAUAUCACGUCGACGGUCCGCAUACGCUGCGCCGAAGACAUCUGUCACGAAUAUGACCUGUGCGUGCCUUGCUUCUCCGACGGCAAGGCCACACGGGACCACCAGCCCGCCAAACACAAGUUCAAGGUCAUCGAGCAGCAUUCGAUACCCAUCUACACCGAGGACUGGGGCGCCGACGAGGAGCUGGCCUUGUUGGAGGGUGCUGAGACGUAUGGUCUAGGAUCAUGGGCAGACAUCGCCGAUCACAUUGGCGGCUACCGGGACAAGGAUGAGGUGCGCGAGCACUACAUCAACACAUAUCUGAAUAGCCCCAGCUUUCCUCUACCGGAGCACUGCAGCAAGGAUGAUACCGAGCUCAGCACUCGGAUACCGCGCCAUGAGUUCCAGGCUAGGAAGAAACGGAGGAUUGAGAAGAAGAAGGAGGAAGCUGCAGCACGUGAACCGGAUGCUCCUAAGCAGAAGCCUACGGCUAGUGUCCCAGCAUGUCACGAGGUCCAAGGCUACAUGCCAGGUCGUCUGGAGUUCGAGACAGAGUACUUCAACGAAGCCGAAGAAGCGGUCCAGCACAUGCAGUUCGAUCCUGGCGACGGCAUCAACCCUAGGACUGGCGAAAUAGAACCCGAGAUGGAGCUUAAGAUGACUAUUAUGGAAAUCUACAAUUCCCGCCUAGACGCCCGAGUAGAACGAAAGAAGAUCAUUUUCGAGCAUCAACUACUCGAGUACCGCAAGAACCAAUUGGCCGACAAGAAACGAACAAAAGAAGAAAAGGACCUCAUGAACAAGGCCAAGCCUUUUGCGAGGAUGAUGAAGCAUAGUGACUUUGAGCAGUUCUGUAAGGACCUGGAAUACGAGCAUAACCUGCGACAGGCCAUUUCACAGCUGCAGGAGUGGAGGAACAUGCAGAUAACCAGUCUCAAGGCUGGCGAAAAGUACGAGCAAGAGAAGCAACAGCGGCAAACUAGGCCACCACCAAUUGGACAGUUCGACCGCCUGGCAUCCAACAGAAUCACGAAACCGCAGCCGCCGUUCGAACAGCCUUCGGCAGCCACGGCAUUGCUUGCACAGGAGCUCCCACUGCACAUCAAGCAAAGCAGUGGGCUUACCACGCCACCCCCAGACCGUACUGCCAAUGGUGUCAAUGGUCUUGCUAACCCACAACAAGCCAAGUCUAAGUUUGUGGUGAAGCCGCUCCCCAACACAGUGCCUUUGAAGUUCAGCAAACAGGCACUGGCGGAUGCCAGCCUGCUCCACCCAGAAGAGAAAGAGCUCUGUUCGGUACUGCGCAUAAUGCCGAAGCCAUACAUGUCGCUCAAGGAAAAGAUACUCCACGCGGCCUAUGUCAAUGCCGGUGUUCUUAAGAAGAAGACGGCUAGAGAGAUCUGCAACAUAGACGCAGCCAAGGCUGGACAAAUAUACGAACUUAUGGUGCACAGCGGAUGGAUAGCGAGGGGCUAG
Pyrenophora tritici-repentis Pt-1C-BFP is the source of this 1533-nucleotide messenger RNA. RefSeq names its product Histone acetyltransferase complex SAGA-ADA, subunit ADA2. Gene Ontology annotation, cellular component: nucleus; SAGA-type complex. NCBI's taxonomy places the organism in Eukaryota, Fungi, Ascomycota, Dothideomycetes, Pleosporales, Pleosporaceae. The record is from RefSeq and is a predicted model, not a curated record. Gene Ontology annotation, biological process: regulation of transcription by RNA polymerase II; chromatin remodeling. Gene Ontology annotation, molecular function: chromatin binding; zinc ion binding; transcription coactivator activity.